AUGUCCUCUCCCUUACUGGACCCUUGUUUAUCAAUGCUGAAAUACGUGGUUGAUUCCAAGUCUCCCCUCCUCAACCCAUCAAAGAACCCGUUGGUAGAUUACCUCCUUCGAAGAACAAUCUACAAUCACUUCUGCGCGGGCACAAACGAGGCUGAAGUGCGCAAGACCGUUCAGGAUAUGAAGGGCCUAGGAUUUGAGGGUGUUAUCCUUGGAUACGCGAGAGAGUCAAUUGCGAAGGCGGACGAAAACAACAACGAUAGCUUCCAAGUCGAGAAAAGUCAACAAGCAAUUCAAGAGAAUGCAGUGGAGGAAUGGAGACAAGGAAACCUACGAACACUGAAGAUGAUUGGUGCAGGAGACUUCCUUGGAAUCAAAUUCACCGGUGCAGGCCCCAAAGCCGUUGAAGCCCUUUCUCGCGGUGACCUCGUUCCGCCUCCUUCUAUUGCGCAAGCCAUUACAGAGAUCUGCGAGGCCACAGCAUCCCAAAACUCCCGUCUCUGGAUUGACGCAGAACAGCAAAUUUUCCAGCCAACGAUCGACAUGUGGACGAUUGAUCUCAUGCGAAAGUUCAACCGCAAUGGCAGGAUAGUUGUCUACAACACCAUCCAGGCGUAUCUGAAAUCCUCGACCGAGAACGUCCAUCGGCACCUUUGCCUAGCUCAAAAGGAAGGAUGGACAUUGGGAAUCAAGCUCGUUCGCGGCGCCUACAUCGCGCAUGAUAUCAGAUCCCGGAUACACGAUACCAAGGUUGAUACGGAUAACAGCUACGACCAUAUUGUUGAGAGCCUUUUAUCACGAAAGUCUCCACUCAAAAUAGGUUCUGACAAUGCGUCAGCGUUUCCGGAUGUACGGUUAUUCGUGGCCUCUCAUAACGCGGAGAGCGUGCGCAAGGCGUCGUCACUGUACAGACAGAGGAUUCAUGACGGACAACCCACGAUUCCAGUUGAGAUUGGCCAGUUGCAAGGAAUGGCAGAUGAAGUGAGCUGUGAGUUGUUGGCUGAGAAUAACACUGGUCAGUCGGAGACCUCGACAACAGUUCCUACAGCACUUGGAGUAUUCAAGUGUCUUGCCUGGGGGACAACGGAAGAAUGUCUCCAUUUCCUGUUGCGAAGAGCGAUUGAAAAUAAGUCGGCCAUGGAGAGGACCAAAGACACAGCCGCAGCGAUGCGCCGGGAAGCCCGGAGGAGACUUGGGUGGUGA
This is a messenger RNA of Aspergillus thermomutatus, 1200 nucleotides long. Its product is annotated as putative proline oxidase Put1. The transcript has 2 exons. The record is from RefSeq and is a predicted model, not a curated record. Gene Ontology annotation, cellular component: mitochondrion. The coding region runs from base 1 to 1200 and encodes 399 amino acids. Lineage: Eukaryota; Fungi; Ascomycota; Eurotiomycetes; Eurotiales; Aspergillaceae. Gene Ontology annotation, molecular function: FAD binding; proline dehydrogenase activity.